AUGACCAUUACCCACUAUGAACCAACAACACUCGGCGCAACACUGAACGGCGGACGAUAUGCAGUGCUACGGAAGCUGGGCGAGGGAAUCACAGCGGUGACGUGGUUGGUGCAUGAUUUGUCGAUGCCAGAGAACCGCCUCAAGUACUUCGCUGCCAAAAUUUUCAGUGUUGAAGCUACUGCCGAGCAUAAUGGGCCUGCCCGCGAGCGCAACAUCCUCCAAGCCAUUUUAGACUCUAGGGACUCGGAACAGGGGCCAAUCAAAGAAGGACAAUACUACAUACCCCAUCUGUACGACGGCUUCAACGAGGGACCUCACCUCUGUCUCAUCAUGUCGUUGUACAGCACCUCAGUCGCCGCCCUUCGACGCUCUGGACCUAACAAGUGUCUUCCUGUCUAUAUGGUGCGCAGCAUCAUCCAUAUGACCCUCCACGCCCUUGGACUGCUGCACGACCUCAAAAUUGUCCAUACUGACGUCAAGGCGGACAACAUUCUCUUCACCAACGCCCGCUUCUCGGCGGUACAGGAGCUUAAAGAUUACCUUGAGCAAUACCCUUCGCAAUUCGACAGUCAACCUCAACCGCUUCCACACGAUUUUGCGUACAACAGUUCGGCAUUCCAAGCGGAGCUGAUCACGGUUGCGCUUCUCGACUACUCGCAUGCCCAAUCGUCAGAGGGCGUUAUAUUUGGGAUGACCUGCUGCUCGCCCGCCCUCCGCCCACCAGAAGUCCUCCUCUCGUCUGGCUUUGGACCCGCAGUUGAUAUAUGGGCUGUCGGAUGCUUGACAUUUGAGCUUCUUGUUGGACAGUGUCUCUUCCAUCCAGAAGACGGAGGCGACAGCUAUACAUUGGAGGAUGAUCUUCUUGCCCAGAUGCAAGACCUGACCGGCCAGCAAUUUUCUGCUGACGUUCUCGCUCGCGCCAAAAACAGAGCCAAGUAUUUUGAUGCUCAAGGUGACCUCCUCCGCCGGCGCAUUCCAAAGCCGACACCACUUUCCAUUGAGCAGAUGAUACGAAACCACAACAUCGCUGGUUUGGCGGAGGAAGAUAUCAAAGAGAGUGCAGAGUUCAUUCAGGCGUGUUUGCAGCUGGAUGACAGGCGGCGAUUCACGGCGAAAGAGUUGCUCGAGUAUAGUUUCGCGGACAAGGCUUGGUUGUGCGAAUAG
Mycena indigotica is the source of this 1164-nucleotide messenger RNA. RefSeq names its product Kinase-like protein. Bases 1 to 1164 code for a protein of 387 amino acids. Gene Ontology annotation, biological process: spliceosomal complex assembly; regulation of mRNA processing; protein phosphorylation. Gene Ontology annotation, molecular function: ATP binding; protein kinase activity. Lineage: Eukaryota; Fungi; Basidiomycota; Agaricomycetes; Agaricales; Mycenaceae. The record is from RefSeq and is a predicted model, not a curated record. The transcript is spliced from 5 exons.